AUGCUGAAGAAGGAGAUGGCCUAUUUUUCCCGCGUCACCAAACGCGUCCCUGGAGCAUCUUCCAUGCCCGACACCUCUAUGCUCGCCGAGACUUCGUCACAACUCUCUGAUUCCUCUGAAGUUGCGGCAACAGCAAACAUCCAACCACCACAAAAUGUGGUCGUCAUGGGCCGCAAGACCUGGGAAAGCAUACCNCCCAAAUUCCGCCCUUUGCCGCAGAGAACCAAUGUAGUCAUUUCGAGAUCUGAGAAACUUGAGGGUGUGGGUGAAGAUGUUGUUGUGGGUGAUAGCAUCUCAUCUGCUCUUUCUGCUCUUGUCGCAAAGGUCAAGGAGGGUCAAGCAGCGCCUUUGGGACGUGUGUUUGUUAUCGGCGGCGGUGCCAUCUACAAGCAAGCCUUGGAGAUGGAACAAGCCAAGAGCAUUUUGCUCACCAGAGUUGAAGGAGAGUGGGACUGCGAUACGGAUUUCCCUAUCGAUGUUGAAGCCGAGCAAGGAUGGACGAGACGGCACAAGGCAGAUUUGGACGAGUUUGCUGGUGAAGAUGUGCAGGAGGCCCAGGAGGAGGAGGUCAAGGGCGAUAAGGUCAGAUAUGAGUUUAGACUAUAUGAGAGGGUGUGA
Molecule: messenger RNA, 618 nt
Organism: Aureobasidium musti
Lineage: Eukaryota; Fungi; Ascomycota; Dothideomycetes; Dothideales; Saccotheciaceae
Source: the annotation of a GenBank genome assembly